ACCCAAAUACCUCAGUAUAUGACUAAUCUCUCAGUGUAUGCAAGGUGUGCAAUUUAUUUAAAAAACAUAGCAUGUCAACCCUAACACACAAUUCGCUGCACAUGUACCCUGGUCCCUCAGAAGAGUUAGACACCAUUAAGAGAUAAUUGAGAACCCUAUAGUGAACACCACUACUAAAAAAAGUAGCUAAACCCAAUAGAGAUCUGCACGGAGCUGUGAACGCGAGAAGAUUCCGCUGCACUGACGGUUGCCGAGAGGCUGAAGUGUGCGAGUGCUGUACCUCGCUGCGGCGAUACGGUACGUCCGGGAAGUACAGCC
Molecule: messenger RNA, 318 nt
Organism: Acanthoscelides obtectus
Lineage: Eukaryota; Metazoa; Arthropoda; Insecta; Coleoptera; Chrysomelidae
Source: the annotation of a GenBank genome assembly